Molecule: messenger RNA, 319 nt
Organism: Staurois parvus
Lineage: Eukaryota; Metazoa; Chordata; Amphibia; Anura; Ranidae
Source: the annotation of a GenBank genome assembly
GUUCUCCACGGCUUCUCCAGACCCUUUCAUGUCUGUCACUCCAGAAACCACUAAACAGCUCAUCCACUCCCUCAUCAUAUCACGACUCGACUACUGCAACUCCCUCCUCACUGGCCUGCCUCACCACAGGCUAUCCCCACUUCAGUCGGUCCUGAAUACGGCUGCCAGACUCAUUCACCUUUCCAACUGCUCCAUCUCCGCCACCCCCCUCUGCCAAUCCCUCCACUGGCUCCACCCCCCUCUGCCAAUCCCUCCACUGGCUCCACCCCCCUCUGCCAAUCCCUCCACUGGCUCCACCCCCCUCUGCCAAUCCCUCCAC